AUGAACGACAACUUCAGCAAGGUUAUGCUUGACAAUUUAAAUAAUCGAGGUAUUCAUUUACCUGGACUUGCUGUUUGUGAAUCUUUAUCAACACAAAAACAAAGAUUUUCAAGUGCUGGAUUUUCGACGGUAAAUGGAUGGACGAUUAAUGAAAUAUAUAACAACUUUUUGCCUGGGCAAGAGGUUCAAAGAAUAGAAAAAUUGGAUCCUUUGGACGAACGUGAAUUGCUUACACAACUUUUGGAACAUUAUUGUCUAAUCUUUGCAUUUAAAGAUUCAACUAAAAAAUGGGAAAAACUUGCCGAUUUAAUUGUUCAAUGA
Molecule: messenger RNA, 321 nt
Organism: Meloidogyne enterolobii
Lineage: Eukaryota; Metazoa; Nematoda; Chromadorea; Rhabditida; Meloidogynidae
Source: the annotation of a GenBank genome assembly